This is a messenger RNA of Harmonia axyridis, 4181 nucleotides long. RefSeq names its product lethal(2) giant larvae protein (gene l(2)gl). Gene Ontology annotation, molecular function: GTPase activator activity; myosin II binding; syntaxin binding. Gene Ontology annotation, cellular component: plasma membrane; cytoplasm; cortical actin cytoskeleton. The record is from RefSeq and is a predicted model, not a curated record. Bases 166 to 3402 code for a protein of 1078 amino acids. The transcript is spliced from 12 exons. NCBI's taxonomy places the organism in Eukaryota, Metazoa, Arthropoda, Insecta, Coleoptera, Coccinellidae. Gene Ontology annotation, biological process: regulation of Notch signaling pathway; regulation of protein secretion; regulation of establishment or maintenance of cell polarity.
AAAUUCAUACAUCAGUGUACAUUUCUGUGCCGUACGGUGGUCGUGAGUCAUUUUGUCUAUAAUGCUUCUUAAACGUUGUGUUGUGAAGUUUUGAACUGUUUUUCGUUAAUGUUAAUUUAUUUUUAUUUAUAAAAGAUUGUUUAGAGGUUUUUUUUUUCUUGAAUCAUGUUCAAAUUCAUCAAAGGAAAAACACCACAUCAAAGCAAUACAGAAAGGCAGAAGUUGCAGAAAGAACUUUUCUCUUACAGUAGGACCGCCCAGCAUGGGUUCCCCCACAAACCGACGGCCCUCGCAUGGGACCCAACCCUACGCUUGCUGGCCCUUGGCACGGCCACAGGCGCCAUCAAGGUCUUCGGCCAACCUGGUGUCGAGUUUUACGGCCAGCACCAAAACCCAGCCGCAGUCACCAAGUUGAUCUUCCUGCCAUCCCAGGGCAAGGUGGUUUCUCUAUGUGACAACAACUCGCUGCACCAAUGGGAAAUCAACAACGCCCUCACGGAGGUCAAGUUCCAGUCGUUGGAGGGCAAGCUGAAGAAGAUCUCGACCCUGUGCGUGGAGUCGAGCAAGAAACACCUGCUGCUUGGCACAGAGGGCGGCAACAUCUAUCUGCUGGACUUGGCAACGUUUACUAUGACGCCGGAUAUAAUUUAUCAGGAUGUUGUCAUGCAAAACGUACCAGAAGAUUACAAAUUGAAUCCUGGAGCCGUUGAAUGCAUCGAAGAACAACCGGGCAAACCAGACAACAUACUGAUCGGUUAUAACAGAGGACUGAUGAUACUAUGGGACAAGUCGAAGAACACUGCCAUCAAAUCGUUUGUGGUAAGCCAACAGUUGGAGUCCGUAUGUUGGAGUGACGACGGUGAUAGUUUUUACAGCUCCCAUAAUGAUGGGAGUUAUAUGAAGUGGAACGUGGAAGAAACAGUUAAACCCGAACCAGUGACGCCCUAUGGACCUUUUCCUUGCAGAAGCACCCCCAAAAUUUUAGUCAAAGAACAAAAUGCUACGCCUUUGAUCGUCUUCUCCGGUGGCCUCCCGAGAGCUACUUAUAGUGAUAAAUAUACGGUCACAGUGAUCCAUGGAGAUGACCACCAUGUGUGUUUUGACUUCACCAGCAAGGUGAUAGAUUUUAUAAUAAUUGACUCCAAGCCCGAAAAAGCUGAAGGUAGUAAGGAAAAUUUAGUUAACGGGGACAACGGAAGUGGUAAGGGAGAACCGGAAGCUUUGAUAGUUCUUGCCGAAGAAGAACUGGUGGCAAUCGACUUGGAAUGUAAAGAAUGGAAGAUGAUGAGUCUACCUUAUUUGGUGACAUUGCACGCCUCAGCGAUCACCUGCAGUCAAUACGUUUCAGGCGUUCCCGAAGAACUCUGGAACCUCCUCAAGGACGCAGGCCGCGCCCAGACCAGCCACCUCUACUCCAACAAGGCGUGGCCAAUCGACGGAGGCGAUCUCCUCCAUCCCAAAGACACUGACAAACCCAGACGCGAGCUCCUCCUCACAGGCCACGAGGACGGCACCGUCCGUUUCUGGAACGCGGGAGGCGUCACCCUCACGCCCAUCUACAAGUUCAGCUCCUCCCAGUUCUUCGUGGGCGACGCCUUCGACGAGGUGUCGCCCGACGCCGAAGACAUGGAGGAGGAGUGGCCUCCAUUCAGGAAGACGGGUAUCUUCGAUCCGUAUUCCGACGAUCCUAGACUCGCGGUGAAGAAGAUCGACAUGUGCCCCCUCAGCGGCACCCUGGUGGUAGCCGGUACCGCCGGUCAGGUCCUGGUGUCGAAGUUCGACACGGAGGUGCUGGAAGGACCGGUGAAGGCGGUCACGAUGAACAUCGUCAGCGAUAGGGACGGUUUUGUAUGGAAGGGACACAGCCAGUUGUCGGCCAAGACGGAGGACGUGAGGCAGAGCCGAGGAUUUCAGUGCACGUCGCUGUUGCAGCUCCACCCACCUGCCGCGGUUACUUGUUGCGUGCUGCAAGCCGAUUGGGGGUUGGUCGCAGCGGGCACCGCCCAUGGCGUGGCCUUGUUCGAUUACGUCAGGAAGGAGGCGGUUAUGGUCAAGUGUACGUUGAAUCCUAAUGAUCUCACCGGUGCUGGAGACGCACCCAUAUCCCGAAGGAAGUCCUUCAAGAAGUCUCUGAGGGAGUCCUUUAGACGUCUGAGAAAGGGUAGAUCGCAGAGGAGAAGCAGUAACCCUCAAGGUAACACGACAGCAUCCCCCACUUCACCGCCGGCUCGUAAACUUCCUACCAGCGAGGAGUUUGCGGAGACCAAGCCCGUAGAGAGACAGAUCGAGGCCAGACCCGCCGAUGAGCCUAUGGGGUCCUUCGUCAGGUGCUUGUACUUCGCCAGGACGUUUCUUAUCAACUCUCAAAACACAAACCCCACCCUGUGGGCGGGCACACACAACGGCACGGUGUACGCCUUCACGGUAGCCGUGCCCAAUACCGGACUCAGGGAGACCCAGCCCGUCAUCUGUCAGUUGGCUAAAGAGAUCCAGCUCAAACAUAGGGCACCCGUGAUCGCGGUGGCGGUGCUUGACGGCUCCAACAAGCCCCUCCCCGAGCCUCUGGAGGUGGAGAAGGGCGUGUCGCCGCUGCCCGAUACCACGCAGGCGCACCGGGUCAUCAUAGCGUCCGAGGAACAGUUCAAGAUAUUCACCCUGCCCAAUUUGAAGCCCUACUGUAAAUACAAGCUCACAGCCAACGAAGGGGCUAGGAUAAGGAGGAUGAACUUUGCCACUUUCCACGGCAACCGUCCAGAGUACAAGGACUAUUCGGAGAUCGAUCUCCUCUGUCUGACCAACAUUGGGGAGUGUCUCAUUUUGACGAUUCCCGAGCUCAAGAGGCAGCUUACUGCAGCUACGAUAAGGAGGGAGGACAUCAACGGCAUAUCUUCCCUGAUAUUUACGAAGAACGCCGAAGCCCUGUACUUCCAUUCGUCCUCCGAACUGCAGAGGUUAUCCCUGUCCACUACGUUUUCCACGCACGCUAGAUGUUUCUUGAAAAUACCCAACGGUGGAACAGAAGAAACGGCCGCCGAAGAAGCGACAGAGGCUGAGGAACAGCAAACUGGGGAAAAUUUGGACUUGGAAGAAGCGGUGGUAGUAAAUGGCAAUGCGGAGAUUAAAAAUAAUAGCAUAACAGACAAUAAGACUGAAGAAGUGAAAGAAAACGGCGAAGAAACGCCGCAUAACAUGACGGUAUCGAGCAGCAUAGGUGAUAUUACGAUAGACAGUGUCAGGGACCAUUUAGGCCUGGGAUCGAUAGACGAUGUAAAUAGGCAUCUAGCAAGCAUGUCGAUAACGAAAACCAUAACAACCGUGAUCACUAACAACCAAGAGGGCGUGACCAGUUCGACCACAACCACUACCACCACCACUUCUGCAGCCAAUAACGAAGAAAACUAAGUAAAUUGACAAAUGACAGCUUCGAGGAGGUGGACAGGGUUCGGCAUCGUUGGAGCACACUUUAUAUCGAAAAAUAUGCCAUAUCUUUUUCAACAAUCCCUGGUAUUUCAUGCAAAUGGAUGAUUUGUUUCCUACUUAAUCGAACAAAACAAAAAAACGAAUUUGGUGAUCAACUACUUAUUUUUUACUUCAUUCCAUUUAGUACAAAAUCGGGAUAGGAUUUCUGAUUCUAUGCGUGAAUUUGAAAUUUUGUAUGAAGUACCGUUUAGACUAUUUACUCCGUGUGCGAGUAUUAAAUAAAUGAAGAAAUUCCGUAAGUUUAAAUUUUAAGCAAUAUGCAGUAUUUGUACUAUACGAGAGGAAUUUGUGAUAAAAUUUCGAAAUUCUUGAAACAUUUUUUUUGUUUGAACAGUAUUUUAUUUUUUUCUGCAGUCUUAAGUUUCUCAUAGAUGCGAGUUUGUUGUGAAUUUGUUGUUUCGAAGUACAAACUCGAUAGGAACUUUUUUCUCUUUGUAUACUUUUGUCGUGUUGUUUUUACAAGAGAGUUUUUAAUUCAAGAAAUUUACAGGUGGAGGUACUGUGUGUGAAUGAUGAGUGGUUUAUUGAUGAUUUGAAUUUCGGAAAUGUUUAAAAUGUACUGUUUUUCCGAGAAUUGUCUAAUGCCUUAACAUUUUGUUAGUAUUUUAUAUUGAUAUUUUAUCCGAUUUUAUUAUAAAUUUAUAUUUAUAAAUGAUUUAUGCGAGAUAAGCAUCACUAAAUGAAUAAAAGAUUUUAUUAAA